GCCACCAUACCCAACUACCUGCUUGCCUUUUUUUUUCUUUUUUUGAGGGCUUUCAGACCUUUCCUAUAGGAAUUCCAGGGCCCAGAAGGCCUAUCAGUGACAGCAACAUUGGGGGGGCCCUAUUGGCAGUGUCACAGCGGCUGCUUCGCUUCACUUCCCCAAACUGGGGCCACUGCAGGGCUGUCCUUAACCCUGCCUGGUCUAGCACUACAUGGCUCAAGUGAUGCCCAGGCUGCCUGUGCCCCGAGGGUGAGGGGCCUGGAAAGCUUUUGCCACCUCCAGCUGCACCUCCAAAGUGUGAAGAGCACUGAGCUGCGGCCUGGCGGCUGGGCACCGCCAAGCACACAGCCUGCCCCCCGGUGUGGCGGCUGCGGGUGGAGACCGGGACAAGUGCGAUCACUCAUGAGGCCAAGGCUGGGCUGCGCGGGGGCUGGCGUGGGCUGGUCCAGGGGCACCACACAGGCUGGCAGGCGGGGAGCCGGCACCGCCGCCCCAGGGCUUGGGCCACCCCUGCCAGAGUAGCUCAGGGCCGGGGCAGGGUGGUCAAAGGGUGAGAGCUGGCAGCUGCGCCAGGCAGCCUGGAUGGGAGGCAGUCCCAUCAUGUAUUGCUCCAGAGCCAGGCUCUCUCCCUGCUGCUGGGAGCCACACCACUCCACCCCUCUCCAGGCUCCUGCAUGAGUCAGGACGCCACGUGUGCGUGUGCGUGUGUGUGCGCGUGCGCGCGUGCGCGCGUGCGUGUGUGUGGGGGGGAAGCGCUUGAGUCCGCCCUGCUCACCAGUGCCCUCUCCCUGCCACACCCUGCAGCACAGCCCCAGCCUCUGGGACCUCGGAGCCCCUUCCUCCUAUAAUCCUUCCUGCCCCUGGUGUUGCAGGGGGUCCUACCGUCACUGAUCUCUGGUAGCCUCAGUGUCCCUUCCACCGCUGUCACCAUCCCCUGAAGCUCUGGGAAGAGCCUGACGUGGGUAUCAGGCACCUGAGUCGGGAGGCCGCAUUUCCAGCAAGCUACAGGUGAUGUGGAAGUGGCCGCUCCUUAGCCCACACUUGGAGAAGCAAGGACCAGGGAGGGAUGAUUAUCUUUAUUUUUUUUCUUGAGAUAGUAUCUCACAUGUAGCCCAAGCUGGUCUCAAACUCUCAGCCAUCCUCCUGCCUCAGCCUCCUGAGUGCUGGGGUCACAGGCGUGCAACACCGCAUCUGGUAGAUGUGUUGAUUUUCCUGAUGCAAUGUUCAUUCUGCCGGGCAGCAUUCACACAGGAAAGACUCCUCCUUCCUGGGGCCUCUUGCUGGUUGCCAACCUCACAGCAAUGAAAGCAAACAUUCCUAAUCCACCUUCACCCCUCUUUGGAGUCGGACGUGGCUCGUAGCCAGGACAGCCUAAGUGUCAUGGCCAUGGAGGACAGCUGGAGGCUGGGGCUGCCUGCAUGUUGGUGCUGUCUCACUGGGACCGCAGGCUCCAGGCGGGGUAGAUGCUUUGUGGAUGUGGGACGCUGGCCCCAAGCGUGGCUGCAGCUGGGUCCGUGCGGGAUGCAGGAGCUGGCAGUCAGUGCCCAGGCUGGAGGAGAGAGAGCUGGGGGACUGGAAAGCUGAAGUCCUGAGCCCCCAACACCCUUGGAAUUACCGUGUGCGUGAGUGAGGACCACCUGCUUCAGAAUGAAUCCGCCUUCUGGGGUACAAGUUUCCCCUGGUCCAGCCCAGGAGCCCAGCUUCGUGGCCACCCCAUCGGCACCUGGCAGGGGCGACAGUGCCCCAAGCAACCUCUCCACGCUGGGUCAGCUUCCACAGAGCAGCCCCACGGCAGCUGGGGCUCAGGUUGCAGCCUGGGUCCCCUUCCCCACGGUCGAUGUUCCAGCGCAUGCCCACUAUGCCCUGGGCACCGUGAUCCUGCUGGUGGGGCUCACCGGCAUGCUGGGCAACCUGACAGUCAUCUAUACCUUCUGCAGGAGCAGAGGCCUGCGGACCCCAGCCAACAUGUUCAUCAUCAACCUCGCGGUCAGCGACUUCCUCAUGUCCUUCACCCAGGCCCCUGUCUUCUUCACCAGCAGCCUCUAUAAGCGGUGGCUCUUUGGGGAGGCAGGCUGCGAGUUCUAUGCCUUCUGCGGGGCUCUCUUUGGCAUCACUUCCAUGAUUACCCUGACGGCCAUCACUCUGGACCGCUACCUGGUCAUCACACGCCCACUGGCCACCAUCGGAGUGGCAUCCAAGAGGCAGGCGGCAUUUGUCCUGCUGGGUGUCUGGCUCUAUGCCCUAGCCUGGAGUCUGCCACCCUUCUUUGGCUGGAGCGCCUAUGUGCCCGAGGGGCUGCUGACGUCCUGCUCCUGGGACUACGUGACCUUCACGCCCUCUGUGCGCGCCUACACCAUGCUGCUGUUCUGCUUCGUGUUCUUCCUGCCGCUGCUCAUCAUCAUCUACUGCUAUGUGUUCAUCUUCAGGGCCAUCCAGGAGACCGGCCGGGCCUUUGAGAGCUGUGGGGAGUCCCCAAGGCGGCGGCGGCAGUGGCAGCGGCUGCGCAACGAGUGGAAGAUGGCCAAGAUUGCGCUGCUGGUCAUCCUCCUGUUUGUCCUCUCCUGGGCGCCCUACUCCACGGUAGCCCUGGUGGCCUUUGCCGGGUAUGCACAUGUCUUGACACCCUACAUGAACUCAGUGCCAGCUGUCAUUGCCAAGGCCUCUGCCAUCCACAACCCCAUCAUUUAUGCCAUCACCCACCCCAAGUACAGGGUGGCCAUCACACAGCACCUGCCUUGCCUGAGGGUGCUGCGGGGUGUGUCUGGCCAGCACGGCCGCCCCUCCCUCAGCUAUCGCUCCACACACCGAUCCCCGCUGAGCAGCCAGACCUCUGACCUCAGCUGGAUCUCGGGACGCAGGCGUCAGGAGUCGCUGGGCUCCGAGAGCGAGACGGGCUGGACCGACACUGAGGCAUUGGGGGCUGCCCAGCAAGCCAGUGGACGAUCCCCUUGUGAUCUGGGUCUAGCGGACGGGGAAGCCAGGGCCCAGGUAUGGGAAGCCAAGACUCCUAGAAAGACCAAGGGACGGCUCCCCAGCCUGGACUCACAGAUGUAGGACACCAGCUGGCCCACCCUUCUGCCUGGGACUCGUCUGGCCCCCCACAUCUCCUGUCCCACCAGCCUGCAGACUUUGUCACCAUGCUGUGUCCCGCUUCACACCACAGAAGACCCGUCUGCGUGACCCACACACUUGGUCCCAGCUCUGCAGCCCUCUGCCACCAGCAGCUGACACUUCUGCAAAUGCUGGCUCCCCAGAACACACCAGGGGCAUUUCAGUGGCCUGGGUGUGGGCAGCGCUGCACUUCUCACUGGACGCAGCCCCCUCGUGCGCUGACCCCACUCGAGCCAUCCCCAGGAGCCCACACUCGCAUGCAUACUGACCACUGUGGGUACUGAUCUGCACGCAUACUGAACCCCAUGGUUUGUCUGUCAGUGGUUUAGGUUCACCCUGAGCUGUGACAGGGGUAGGAAAUAAAAAGUAGAGACGCUGUCUGCCGAA
Messenger RNA from Chinchilla lanigera (long-tailed chinchilla), 3498 nucleotides. It is a transcript of the gene Opn4, whose product is annotated as opsin 4. Gene Ontology annotation, biological process: visual perception; G protein-coupled receptor signaling pathway. Lineage: Eukaryota; Metazoa; Chordata; Mammalia; Rodentia; Chinchillidae. Gene Ontology annotation, cellular component: membrane. The transcript is spliced from 12 exons. The record is from RefSeq and is a predicted model, not a curated record. Gene Ontology annotation, molecular function: G protein-coupled receptor activity. The coding region runs from base 1648 to 3054 and encodes 468 amino acids.